AUGUCGUUGCCCUUGGUUUAUGAUUCCACGGGGAAAAAAGUGGCUUUGGACGAAGACGUUCCUGCCAAGUCCUUUGAAGACCUACAACUGGAGAUUACUCAGCUGAACACGCUCAUCAAGGACUACGUGAACUCGAACGUUGAUGUUCCCCCAGUGCCAACAAAAGACCACUACACAAAGAACCUGAGCAUGAUGAUCAAAAAAAUGCACGAGAGCGCAGCAAACUCGAUGAGAGCCAAGAAAUAUAACGACGCGGCCAAACAGUUUGGCGUCGCGCUCGGCCUUGCGGCCGCCAGACCAAAGUUCGAGAACUUCCAAAUGACCAUCAGCGAGGUGCUGAUCUGUCUUGUUGGCCGCUGCGACGCCAACAUCAUGCUGAAAAACUGGGCCGACGGCUAUGCGGAUGCCGACAUGUUGUGCCAAUUGGCCGCAAACAUCCCAGAAAACCAUCUGCGUAAAGGUGUUUGCCAGACCGGUCUGGGCAAUCUCCUGGCUGCAAAAACCGAUUUCGAAAGAGGCCUGUGUUUCAACUCGGCCCACCCAAAGCUGAAGGAAGAGCUCCAGAAGGUCCAGUUGCUCAUCGCAGAGGAAAAUGGCGAGGCUUAG
Messenger RNA from Ogataea philodendri, 606 nucleotides. RefSeq lists its product as uncharacterized. The record is from RefSeq and is a predicted model, not a curated record. Bases 1 to 606 code for a protein of 201 amino acids. Gene Ontology annotation, molecular function: protein binding. NCBI's taxonomy places the organism in Eukaryota, Fungi, Ascomycota, Pichiomycetes, Pichiales, Pichiaceae. The transcript has a single exon.